Molecule: messenger RNA, 1023 nt
Organism: Trypanosoma theileri
Lineage: Eukaryota; Euglenozoa; Kinetoplastea; Trypanosomatida; Trypanosomatidae
Exons: 1
Coding region: 1-1023 (340 amino acids)
Source: RefSeq, a predicted model, not a curated record
AUGGGAGUGUUUUUGAGAGAAAUUAUUCAGAAUGCCCCAUCCUCAGGUAUUCCUUUAGAUGAAGUUCGAUUAGGACUGAAGGAACGCCUGCAAAAUACGGGAACUACAAUGUCAACAUAUUCUUCAACAGAUAUGCAAGAAGAGGUGCUUCCUCCAUCUUGGACAAAUGUGCUUACAGAAGUAAACGAUUCACACUACGUCUGUGCAGGAAUACUAUACCCGUUUAACUGGGAGGAAAUAAUGCGGUCUGUAGCUGUAUCUAUGCCUCCCGAAGGAGUAACAGAGAAAGAAUUCAUUAAUCGAAUUGUCAGACUAGAGUCGAAGUUUUCAUCUAGUUCACUAUCUCUUCAUGGUCCUGUAUCUGAAUGGGUUCAACGCUGGUUUUCACACAUUUUUCACGUUUCACGGUCCGCAGCAACUGGAGUCCCAAUUUACCGUCUUGUAGAAGAACCAAUGUCACCUGAGGCAGAGAGUAUUAGCAGAGCGCUACAAUUGCUAGGUCGUGGAAAGCUUCCUGUGUAUACUGAUUUAGCUCUUAUUGCUCCACUUCUCCCUACCUCUAUAAACCCAGGGAAAGGUGGUUGGAUGUCCUUCUUGGAGCGUGAUGACGUACAACGAUACUUUGAUGUAAACGUCGAAGCGUUUGUUCGGAUCUCCCCUGAUCGAUCUCCCUCUACUGUUUGUGUGGAUGCUACAAGUGUGGAUGUGGCACGUAUCGACGAAAUUUUAGCAGCAAAGGGUCUGUUGGAUUCCCUGUGCUCUGUCAAGCUGUUUCGACGGGCAGACGGCCCUUCAAGAUCGGCAGAUGAUGUUGUGAUGCAAAGUUUUCUUGACCCAGAACAUGCGAUCGGUGCUGCAAUAGCCUCAUUUGGUAAGGAAAGUGACGUAAAUGUGUACGUUCUCUGUGGUGAUGCCGUUAAGGAUCGAUACAAGGUAGCACUCGCAGAUUUGUUGGGUCAUGAGGGUUCCAAAAUAAAGAUUUGCACACCCAACACUGAGGAGAUGGAAGCACCUGUGAGAUAG